Molecule: messenger RNA, 1673 nt
Organism: Daucus carota subsp. sativus
Lineage: Eukaryota; Viridiplantae; Streptophyta; Magnoliopsida; Apiales; Apiaceae
Product: putative RING-type E3 ubiquitin transferase C3H69
Exons: 8
Coding region: 128-1213 (361 amino acids)
Biological process (GO): protein polyubiquitination
Molecular function (GO): ubiquitin protein ligase activity; metal ion binding
Source: RefSeq, a predicted model, not a curated record
AAUCUGAUUAACAAAAUUUAUUUUACAAAAUAAAUAUAUCCGGACAUACAUACAUGUAAUUAACAAUAGUGAACGAGCAACAUCAACCCUGCAUUCCUGAAUUCUAAUUCUAGGUCUUUCAACUCUCAUGUCGAAGAGCAAAGUUCUUUGCAAAUUCUUCUCACAUGGAGCGUGUUUAAAAGGGGAGAAUUGUGAGUUUUCGCAUGAUUGGAAGGACCCUGCAAAUAACGCAUGCACAUUCUAUCAAAAAGGAGCUUGUUCUUAUGGCAGUCGUUGUAGAUAUGAGCAUGUCAAGGUUUCUCGGUCACAGGCUUGUGCUCAAUCUUCGUCAGCAGUUAUUCUUCAAUCUUCUGGUUCUUUUUCUGCAGCACAUUCUUCCAGAAAUGCUGCAAGUGGUGUAAAUCAAGUGGUAGGUGUUAAUGGGGACCUUUCAGCAUCAAGCAGAUCUUUCUUAGCUGCCACUGAUCCAGAAAUGAAUGAACUAUCUGCGCUCCCUAACUCAUUAUAUGAUAGUUAUACCCAGGAACCUGGGACUGCGGAUCCAACUGAACUUUCUAUGUGCUCCUUUGCUGCUGCUGGUAACUGUCCACGUGGAGAGAAAUGCCCCCAUAUUCAUGGGGAUUUAUGUCCCACGUGCGGAAAACAUUGUCUGCAUCCUUAUAGAUUGGAAGAGAGAGAGGAUCAUAUAAGAAUGUGUGAGAAAAGGCAAACUCAGAUUGAGGCAUUGAAACGUAGUCAAGAAAUAGAAUGUUGUGUCUGCCUAGAACGUGUUCUUUCAAAACCUACCCCAGCUGAACGGAAGUUCGGAUUGCUAUCGGAAUGUGAUCAUGCAUUUUGUGUAUCAUGUAUCAGAAAUUGGCGUAGCAGCUCACCAACCUCCGGAUUGGACGUGAACUCUGCGUUAAGAGCCUGCCCAAUAUGUCGAAAGCUCUCAUACUUUGUCAUUCCUAGCGUUAUUUGGUAUUCCUCGAAAGAGGAAAAGAAUGAAAUUGUAGAUAGUUACAAAUCAAAACUGAGGUCUAUUGACUGCAGGCACUUUGAUUUUGGAGAUGGUUCCUGUCCAUUCGGAACGAGUUGCUUUUACAAGCAUGCAUACCGUGAUGGUCGUCUUGAGCAAGUUGAUUUGCGACAUCUUGGAGCUGAAGAUGGGAACAUAGUGAUUGCUAAAGAUAUUAGGCUCUCAGACUUCCUGCACAAUUUGCGGCUUAGGUGAACACUCACUUUUGCUCACAGGUUCAUUUUCAGGAUAUCUGAUAGAACGAAUAUGUGCCAUGGCAGGAAAACAAAUUACAUCAAAUAAGCUGCUGCAGAGUGCAAAUUUUUCUUCAGAUUCGGAUUGUCAAGUGCUUGUUGCGAUGGAAACAAAAUUGUCGACCUCGGGCAGAGCAGGGACAGUGGAGUGUUUAUACACAAAAUUACUGUAAUAAUAUAUAAUGCAAGAAGGUACAUAUAAUGGGAUAAAACAUAAAAGAACUUGAUAAAUAAUAGAGGAUUGUAUGUAUCCUUGCCUGCCAGCCCGCCCGCUUGCCUGCUCUACCCUAUAAUGAAAACUGUAUAUAACAUUGGGUUGUUUCCGUCUAAAAUUUGUGCAAAUACAACAGCAAGACAAAAUUAAGGAUUUUAAUCAUGUUUUAAUUAUAUAUAUACAACUGCAGAUGAUUUUUGGACUUUAA